GUAUAUCUUAGCCUUAAGGUUUCUGUAUCGAUUCCAGGGAAGGGAUUCUGGGAAAGGUUCGUCCAAGCAAUAAAAAGACGCGGGGCUGCAGUCGUUUUGGGUUCAUCUUUUUCAGAUUCAACCCAUUCCCUCCUGAAUCAGAUCUACCUGACGCCUCAUCACCCAAUAAAAGUCUAAUAGCAACAGGACACGGACCAAUUGGGUUCCUUCGAUGCCGCAGACACCAGCCGAUUCUCGGCCGUUGCUUUCUUCGGGGCAAUCCCCGAGCCUCGAGGACUAUGGCACCACUACCGUCAAUUCUUCAGAAACCCAAGCAAGUCAGAGUUCUACAAGCGAUCCGGAUGCUACUAAACUCAGUCCAGAGGCCAGUGCCUCCUACCUCUCGCUAGCGACUACGACCUGGAUGACGCCCAUUUUCAAAGCUGGAUAUCGUCGUCAAUUACAGGAGGAGGACAUCUAUGAGAUGUUACCUGACCGCCGAGCCAACGUCCUUGGUCAACGCAUGCGAGGCUGUUGGACAGAAGAGCUGAAAAGAGCCGCUGUCAAAGGACGGCAGCCAUCGCUCUUGCGCGCCAUGAUUUGGUUCACUCUACCCUAUUACUGGUUCGGCCAAGUGUGUCUGAUAAUCUCAGAUAACAUUCUCUCAAUGCUGACUCCGUUCCUUGUAUUCCAGAUUAUUGUUUAUCUGGAGAGCACUCAAGACGGACCCUCACCGCCAGCUGCCUGGUACGGCUACUGCUUGGCAGUAACACUUUUCGUGAGCAACCUGACGCAAGUGCUGCUUGGUCAGGUCUGGGUCACUUACUGCGCCAGGUCCGGCAUCCUCCUCCGUACGGGGCUGAUUGAUCUGAUCUUCCGCAAGGCCACCACCAUGUCUUCAAAGGCCCGGCUAGAGUACCCUGACAGCACAGUGUUCAAUUUGAUGUCGACGGAUACGACCAAUAUCAAUAACUCGCUGGAGCCAAUUCCGCUGCUGUUCUCUAUACCCGUAUCGUCUGUUAUCAUCGUGAUCCUGUUGAUCUACUUGAUGGGCCCCUCAGCUUUACUAGGUACACUUGUGUUGCUGACCAUGAACCCGCUACAGGCCUGGGCGAUGGCAAGACUGAAUCCGGUCCGCGAAAAGGCAUCCAAGUUCACGGAUACGAGGAUUAGAGUCAUGACAGAGAUCUUACAGGGCGCCAAGGUCAUCAAGUUCUUCACCUACGAAUCGAGUUUCCUACAAAAGUUGUCGGAGAUCCGAGUAUCUGAGCUAAAAUGCCAUGCGUUCCUGAUGCAGGUUUGCGGCUUUAUUUACAGCACCUCCUCGUCCUUGCCAGUGUUUGCAUCUGCACUCUCGUUUGUCCUUUAUGCAGCCCUUGGCAACGAACUGGAGGCUAAGGUCGUGUUUCCGGCUCUGACGCUCUUCACGGGGUUACGUGUCCCAUUGUUGGUAUUGCCUUACUGCUACGGCGAAGCGACCGCUGCAUGGGUUAGCAUGAAGCGCAUUGAGAGAUUUCUUCUUUCACUCGACGCACUGCCUCUGCCUCCGCCCGACCUCACGCACAAAUACGCACUUAGCAUCAAAUCCGGAGAGUUUUACUGGGACCAACUUUCGUCAGCAACCUCAACCUCGCCGUCAUCAGCCAGACGCUCUGUCAACGAAGAGGAAGCUGGUGACCAACAGCCCUUGCUUUCGGACCAAACUGUGGAUGGAUCAGAAGCUGAAAUGAAACCAUUUUUGAAGAAUAUCAACCUUGAUAUUCGGCGAGGAUCCCUAGUCGCUGUGGUCGGACCAGUUGGAAGCGGCAAAUCUUCGCUACUUCAGGCGAUAGUAGGAAACAUGAUGAAAUGUAAGGGCGAGGUUAUCCGUGGCACUACCAUUAGCUACGCCUCCCAAACACCCUGGAUUCAGAAUGCGACCAUCCGUAACAACAUUUUGUUCGACACACCCUUGGAUGAGGAGCGGUACAAGAGAGUGGUCAAAACAUGCUCACUCGAGAAGGAUUUGUCCAACAUGCCGUCAGGAGACGAAACUGAGAUUGGUGAGCGAGGCGUAAACCUCUCUGGUGGUCAAAAAGCACGUCUGUCUCUGGCCAGGAGUGUUUAUUACAAUGCCGACACCGUGGUCAUGGACGACCCACUCUCAGCGGUAGACGCUCACGUCGGCAAGCGACUGUGGGAGGAUUGUAUGGUUCAGGAACUCGGCAGAAAGACCAGGAUUAUCGCAACACAUCAGCUGCAUGUUCUUUCAGACGUAGAUUAUGUGAUUUGCAUGGAGCAUGGUCGCAUCGCGGAGCAGGGAGCUUUUGCGGAUCUCAUGGCUAAGAAGGGCGAGUUCUAUGCACUGAUGAAGCAGUAUGGCGGUCACCAUCACGAGCACAACACGAACGAAUCUGUUUCACACAAAGUCCUCAGGAGAAACAAAUCUUCGUCUGGAAAUGUUCCAGUGGUAGAGGCAGUUGCAGAAAGCGACGAUGACACUACCAUUUUGUCGGAGCCUGAGGAGGAACCGGAGAAGCCAGUGGUUCCGCAGAAUCUGAUGACAGAGGAGGAAAGGGCUUAUGGUGCAGUAUCAUCGCAAGUGUAUCGUAGUUAUUUCCGUCUUGGUGGCAGUUUUAACUGGACCAUCAUUGUGUUCUUAAUGGCGCUCCAGCAGGUUGCCGGUGCCGCGAUGAACGUCUGGCUCAGCUUCUGGACGCAAGACAAAUUUGAUCUAUCAACUUGGACAUAUAUCGAAGUAUAUUUGGGCACUGGUGUGGUGCAGAUGAUUAUCAUCAUGGCCGCCUCGUUGAUGCUGGUUAUUGCAGUCAUCAAGUCUGCGAAGGUGAUGCACGAUCGAGCCUUCUUCAGGGUAUUGUACUCGCCGAUGUCGUUCUUCGAUACUACACCCAUGGGUCGCAUUCUCAACAGAUUCAGCAAAGAUAUCAGCACGAUUGACAACACGUUGAUGGGAGCCAUUAAUUCAUUCCUAAUCACACUGACAGGAGUCUUGAGUGUGAUGGUCCUGACGUCUGUCUUCCUACCGUGGCUGAUCCCUGUCAUGGCUCCACUAUCGGUCCUCUACUGCUUUGUCGCCUCCUACUACCAACGAACGAGUCGUGAACUGAAGAGAAUCGACGCCAUCUUGCGGUCCCAUAUGUUCUCGUACUUUUCCGAGACUUUGUCCGGCAUAAGCACCCUCAAGGCAUACCACCAGCAUGGCAUCGAUAACGCCAUUUUCCGGAACCAACAUAACCUGGAUCGAUCGAACAAGGCUUUCUAUCAUCUCUUACUCGGCAUGCGAUGGAUCGGUAUUCGGGUCUUCGCACUGGGCCACUGUUUGAAUUUUGCUGCGGUGAUCCUUAUUGUUAUAAAUCGAUACAGCAUUGCAUCUUCCACGGCUGGCUUGAUCCUGAGCUAUCUUGCUCGGUUGUCGUCGGAAAUGAGCUGGAUGAUUCAAUGCUUUGCCAAUGUUGAGAACAACAUGAACUCCGCGGAACGCCUCUUGUACUACUCCAACAAUCUGGAGCAAGAGCCGCCGACUGAGAUUCCAGAAAGCAAACCGAGCCCCUUAUGGCCGACUCAAGGCGAGAUCUCUUUCCGAGAUGUGUCGAUGAGGUACCGUCCAGGUCUGCCCCUUGUGCUGAACAAUAUUUCGUUCGAUAUACAGGCUGGUCAUCGUGUUGGUGUCGUAGGUCGAACAGGCGCUGGAAAAUCGUCCUUGAUCCAGGCGCUGUUCCUGUUGGUCGGGUUAGAUUCUGGAAGCGUGAUCAUAGACGGUAUCAAGACUGAUACGAUCGGUACGGCAGAUUUGCGGUCAAAGAUCGCGAUUAUCCCUCAGGAUCCGGUGCUGUUCCAGGGAACAUACCGGUACAAUCUAGACCCGCUUUCGAAGUAUACAGAGCAGGAACUUUGGCAGGCACUUGAGACGAGCGAUAUGAGGAACUAUAUACAGCAACAAGAGGGUGGACUGGACGCUGUGAUCACCUCACAGGGAGAGAACUUGAGUGUGGGUCAGAGGCAAUUGGUUUGUCUUUCGCGAGCUUUGCUGGCCAAGUCCAAGAUCGUUGUUCUCGAUGAAGCAACUGCGAGCGUUGACUUGGCAACAGACAGCCUGAUCCAAAAGGCCAUUCGCUUAGAUUUGGCAGACUCUACAGUCAUUACUAUCGCACAUAGACUGAACACGGUGGUGGACUACCAUCGCAUUCUGGUGAUGGAUCAAGGACAGGUGGCCGAGUACGAUACUCCGCACAAGCUGCUGAGUGACCCUAAUUCAGCGUUUUCAAAGAUGGUGGAUGAAACAGGUGCAGCCAAUGCGGCGCUGCUUCGAUCGCUUGCUGGAUGUUGAGAGUGGAUAGAGUGGAAGAGCCGAAGUAGAAUUCGUAGAAAUGGCCAUAGUGGGAAAUGGGAACUGAAGAAGGGAAUAUGAAACCGCCAAGAGCUGAGUAAUAAUCCUCCCUGCGCGAAUCUGAGACUAACAAAGUAGAUGAAUCUAAAACAUAACCUGUCGAUCCCUGGCAUGUGCUUUAGUCACUUGGCGAAACCCCAAAAGUCCAAAAACA
This is a messenger RNA of Gamsiella multidivaricata, 4520 nucleotides long. Its product is annotated as P-loop containing nucleoside triphosphate hydrolase protein. Gene Ontology annotation, molecular function: ATP hydrolysis activity; ABC-type transporter activity; ATP binding. The transcript is spliced from 9 exons. Gene Ontology annotation, cellular component: membrane. NCBI's taxonomy places the organism in Eukaryota, Fungi, Mortierellomycota, Mortierellomycetes, Mortierellales, Mortierellaceae. The record is from RefSeq and is a predicted model, not a curated record. Gene Ontology annotation, biological process: transmembrane transport. The coding region runs from base 212 to 4306 and encodes 1364 amino acids.